This is a messenger RNA of Ixodes scapularis (black-legged tick), 1890 nucleotides long. RefSeq lists its product as uncharacterized. The record is from RefSeq and is a predicted model, not a curated record. The transcript has 2 exons. Gene Ontology annotation, molecular function: protein binding. Bases 263 to 1651 code for a protein of 462 amino acids. Lineage: Eukaryota; Metazoa; Arthropoda; Arachnida; Ixodida; Ixodidae.
UUGUCUUUUUCUUUCUACAUUAUGUUAGUGGGUGGGGAAGUAUGUUCCCUCUGCUAUCAUACCAAGGCGGAUCAGGUAGUUGCGCCCAGACUCGAAGCUGGGUCGCAAAAGCAAUUCAGUCCGUUACGGGAGUGCAAAACGAGCAGGCCACAUAACACAUUCUGUGUUAAGACUGAUUUGGCCUGUCAUUUAGUCCUUAGGCUGGGUCUUCUGUCGCAUAAAGUCGUGAACUUGCACCCUCCAGGUUCUCUGAUGUGAGAAGAUGGAGACGGUUGGCCGUGGCCCUGUGAAAGCCUUUUUCCUCCGUAUGGUUGGUUUCUCCAAUGCCCUGGAUUGGAGGCCACUGCUUUUUUUAGAGCCGGUUGUUGCGGAGAGAGCUUGCAUACUCUGCGGCACGGCGGGCAGGGGGGCGGUCAGGCUGUCCUGUGAGCACACUGUCUGCUCAGACUGCCACGCAGAGUGCGUCAAACAAGGAGGCAUCUGUCCGCUGGAUCAGAAGCCCUUCUGUGAGGACGACCUAGUUCAUCUAAACUACUCCACCGGCUACCUUGGCAAGCGCAAGGUGGCCUGCUGGAACGCACACAGUGGCUGUAGGUUUGUCGGCCCUGUCUCGGGUCUCCUGGAGCACUUUCAGCAGUGCGCCUUCCACACUGUCUCCUGCCCCCAGUGUCACACCUCUGUGCUGCGAAGCGACAUCGUUAGGCACUGCAGGGAAGGCUGCAGCCUACAUCUAGUCACGGAUACAGCUGCCGUCAACUUCCUCGACCUUGAUCGCAGCAGCAUUGAACAGGUGCAAAAUGAGCUCGGAGAAGCUGUGGGAAAGAUAUCUGGAGACCUGAUCUCGCUGCAGAGGGGCCUGAACCUGUGCUGUGAAGGCAUUAAAGCGACACAUACGAGCUGCAGACGGCUUCUGGAAGAUAAAGCUUGUAAGCACGAUGACCUCACUGUAACCUGCACUGCUGGCUCCAUCGUAAAACUGACGCUACUUCGAAGAGUUUUGGCAGAUGUAAACAAUGGGGUAGAGACCUUAAUUGGGCAACUGCAGGCACAUGAUAUACAGCUGGUUCAGAAAUCUGCGGAAGAUGUGAAGAUUGCCAUGAUGACAGUCGGCAACAUCGGCAGAGAAUUCUUGACCGAGGCACUGCGUGCACCGAGAGGCCAGCCGAUUUUAGCCGCAGAGAGGGUGUCUCAAAGCCCCUUUUGUUUUUGUGAAUCCAAGAGUUAUCACUGGUAUGCCAGACAUUGGACAGUCAUGAAAACAACCGCUUUGGAAGGUUUGACCGCGUGCCUAGAAAGUCCCACAUGGAAUGCCUUCGGUUACAGUGUCAGUCUUUGCCUCGAGCUUGAGAACAAUUUCAACUUCAACUGUUACUUCAGACUCCAUCCUGGCAGCAGUGAUCCUGACCUUGAAUGGCCCUUUAAUAAGUCCUUUGUGCUUGGGAUCAUUCAUCCCCAGGACAGGUCAAUGGAUAUUUGCUACAAAUUCGACGCUGGUGUGGAUCGAGAAAACCCCUGCUUUCAAAGGCCGAGAGGAGAAAUAAAGAAGGCACUGGGGUGCGGAGUAGUCCCCCUGUGCUCUGCAACCGAACUUGAAGACGGAGGGUUUGUUUGCAGCAACAGGCUGCACAUGUUUCUGCAGGUCAUGCCAUAGCCUGUUCAUUGCACUGUGUCAUUCAGUUGAAGAUGGUCAAACCGCUUGGGAAUGAUAUUGUAAUACAAUUUUGUUUUUUACAGAGCGUUUUGGUAAAACGUUGGGGAAGAAAGCCCUCCCACGAGCAGCGGGAAUAUGUAGUUUUUUAACCUUGAAUUGCUGGUGUGUAUCUUUAGGGCAGUGAGCCUUGCCUAAACUUUGUUCAAUCACAAAUAAAAGGUUUCAACUUGAUGUACAAA